This is a messenger RNA of Budorcas taxicolor (takin), 2329 nucleotides long. RefSeq names its product coiled-coil domain containing 120 (gene CCDC120). Bases 1 to 2085 code for a protein of 694 amino acids. NCBI's taxonomy places the organism in Eukaryota, Metazoa, Chordata, Mammalia, Artiodactyla, Bovidae. The transcript has 10 exons. The record is from RefSeq and is a predicted model, not a curated record.
AUGGGAAGGGAACCAAGGUACCCGGGCCUUGACAUUGGCACAGAUUCUGAGAGGGCCUUGUCCAGCCAUCAGUCACGGCAUCCUGACAGCUUCAGGAUGGAAGUCAAAGGUCAGCUGAUCAGCUCUCCCACCUUCAACGCCUCAGCUGCCCUGUUUGGAGAGGCUGCCCCCCAGAUGAAGUCAGAACGUCUACGGAGUCUGCUCGACCGGCAGCGGGCCCUGCAGGAGGCCCUGAGCCUGAAACUUCAGGAGCUGAGGAAAGUGUGUCUCCAGGAGGCGGAGCUGACUGGCCAGUUGCCUCCCGAGUGCCCACUGGAGCCUGGUGAACGACCCCAGUUGGUCCGCCGGCGUCCCCCUGCAGCCCGCGCCUACCCUCCACCGCACCCCAACCCAGCACACCACUCCACGUGCCCCACCGAGGAGCUGGCGCUUGAGGCCCUGGAGCGAGAGGUGUCUGUGCAACAGCAGAUCGCCGCAGCUGCCCGCCGCCUGGCCUUGGCCCCUGAGCUCAGUGCUGAGCAGCGCCGGCGCCGGCGCCAAGUCCAGGCAGAUGCCCUUCGGAGGUUGCACGAGCUGGAGGAGCAGCUUGGGGAGGUCCGGGCCCGCCUUGGCCUCUCGGGGGUCCCGCCAUCCCAGCCCCUGCCCCUGUCCACCGGAGGAGCCGUUAUCACCGCCCAGGGAGUCUGCCUGGGCACGCGCCUCGCUCAGCUCAGCCAUGAGGAUGUUGUUCUGCACUCGGAGAGCAGCUCCCUCUCAGAGUCUGGGGCCAGCCACGAUAAUGAGGAGCCCCGUGGCUGCUUCCCUCUGGCUGAGCGCCCCUCACCGCCCAAGGCCUGGGACCAGCUGCGGGCAGUCUCUGGGGGCAGCCCUGAGCGGCGAACCCCGUGGAAACCACCCCCAUCAGAUCUUUAUGGGGAUCUGAAGGGCCGGCGAAACUCUGUGGCCAGCCCCACCAGCCCUACACGCUCACUGCCCAGGAGUGCCUCCAGUUUUGAGGGGCGAAGUGUGCCUGCUACUCCCGUCCUCACCCGGGGCGCUGGCCCCCAGCUCUGCAAACCUGAAGGCCUCCAUUCUCGCCAGUGGUCCAGCAGCCAGGACUCCCAGAUGGGCUUCCCACGGGUGGACCCUGUCUCCGACCGCACCUCCCUCUUCGCAGCUCGCACCCGCCGCAGCAAUAGCUCCGAGGCCCUGCUGGUUGACCGGGCAGCGGGUGGGGGAGCUGGGUCCCCGCCCGCACCUCUGGUUCCCCCUGCCACCGGUCCCCCAGUCUGCAAGAGCAGUGAGGUGCUAUAUGAGCGCCCCCAGCCAACCCCUGCCUUCUCCUCCCGCACGGCUGGCCUCCCAGACCCUCCCCGGGCUGCCCGGCCCAGCUCAGCCGCACCGGCCUCCCGCGGGCCCCCCCGGCUCCCACCCGUGUGUGGGGACUUCCUCUUGGACUAUUCCCUGGACCGGGGCCUGCCCCGUGGGGGCAGCGGGACAGGCUGGGGGGAGCUGUUGCCGACAGCUGAGGUUCCAGGACCCCUCUCCCGCCGCGAUGGGCUCGUCGCCAUGCUUCCAGGCCCACCGCCUGUGUAUGCAGCUGACGGCAGCAGCCCCCUCCUCCGCAGCAAGGACCCCCAUAGCCGUGCCCCCCGCACCAAGCCCUGUGGUCUGCCCCUGGAGGCUGCCGAGGGCCUGGAGGCGCAUCCCAACCCUCUGCUGUGGAUGCCCCCACCCGCCCGUAUCCCCUCGGCCGGUGAGCGCAGCGGCCACAAGAACCUUGCCCUGGAGGGGCUGCGGGACUGGUACAUCCGGAACUCGGGACUGGCCUCGGGGCCCCAGCGCCGGCCUGGGCUCCCUCACAUGGGCCCGCAGCACCCGCCCUUCCUUCAUGCCCGCUGCUAUGAGGUGGGCCAGGCACUGUACGGGGCCCCCAGCCAGGCGCCGCUCCCACACUCGAGGAGUUUCACGGCGCCCCCUGUCUCCGGCAGAUACUACGCGGAUUUCCUGUACCCCCCGGAGCUGAGCGCUCGUUUAAGUGACCUGACGCUAGAGGGGGAGCAGUCCUCCGGUUCUGACCCCCAGACCCCGGGAACACUGGUCUGACCCCUUCUGACAUGCCCCUUAUUGGCCUGGGCAAGACUCCAGUUUGGGGAGUGCACAGCUGACCUCGCUGAGCCCUGGGAUAGGGUUGCUGUCACUCCUGGUGGUGGGCACCAACCUGAUCAUCCAAGGCCCCUGGCUCCCCGUGGGCCCAUAAAGGUGUCUGACACCCUGCAUCUCCUUUCAUGCUGUGCUGGGGACUGGGGGCCUUCUGCCAGGUUAAAAGAGAGGAGGUGAUGGAGACUCC